AACAAAUGUGUUUUGAUGGGGGAAAUGAUAGAAACAAAUGGUCCUGUAGUAUUUAUUGACCAAUCGGCUGUCUGGAAGGAAAUGGGAAAAAACAGCCUGAAGAGGAGCGCGCCUCGCCUGUGACUGAGCACAGAGAGGACGUACAUCUGCGACGAUAGAAGCGGAGGGCCGAUUAUCAGACUGAAAGAACGCAGUGAUAUUCUGUUGUACAGACGAUAUUUAGGGCAACUGGAUUUCUAUCCAUUCCGAAAUGAGUGUGAUUCAGGCGGGGCACGAAGGGAGGGUGGAUGGUGGCGGCGGCUCCCCGAGGCUCCAACCGCGCGCUCAGCCUCCCAACAGCAGCAGCAGCAGCCGGUCCAAGGAUCCCAGAUAUCAGCAGCAGAGGCAUCAUGGUGGGUCGAUGCUGAAACAACCAUCCCAGAAUGAGCCAGCUGAUGCCGUGAGGCGGGCGUUGGACUUUAAGAGCCAGGGCACCCAGUGCUACAAGGAUAAAAAAUACCGAGAGGCGAUCGGCAAAUACCACCGCGCUCUGCUGGAGAUCAAGGGACUGUGCAGGGUGCUGGGGGAACCGGACGCCAGCUCCAAGUCCCCGUCCCCCAUCCUGCCGUCCAUCAGCAGGUCCACCACGCUGACAGAUGAACAGAAAGGGGCGAUGGAAAAUGCAGAGCUGGAGUGUUACAACAGUCUGGCCGCUUGUCUUCUGCAAAUGGAGCUGGUGAACUAUGAACGAGUGAAGGAAUACUGCCUCAAAGUCCUGCACAAAGAAGGAAAGAACUUCAAAGCUCUUUACAGAUCUGGUGUGGCCUAUUAUCAUCUUGGAGACUUCCAGAAGGCCCUGUACUACCUAAAGGAGUCACACAAACAGGAGCCAUCAGACACGAAUGCGAUUCGCUACAUCCAGCUGACGGAGAUGAAGAUUCGCCGAAAUGCCCCAAGGGAAAAGAAAGAUGCAACAUAAGUGCUCACUUCCUGAAGACUUCUAACUUAUAAGUUUCAGACUUACCUUGUGCCACCCAGACUUUAAAGGCCACAAAUCAAAGGCCCUGUUGUGAAACUAUAUUUGUUUGCUUUAGCCUUGCACAGCCAAUUAUGUUAUUGAACUGUAUUUAUGUGCACUUAGUGUAUUUUUUGUUUGUUCCUUGUGAAAAAAAACCCACUCCAGACAGUGAGUUUCCCACUGAAAUAGAGAUACAAAACUUUUGCCUUGCCAAGUAAGUCACAAGUUCACUUUUUUGUGUAGAGUUUGUGUUCUUCUCAUGCACUUGUGGGAUUAUUGCUUUGUGCUCCUGUUUCCUACCACAGAUCUAUAACAUGCAUGUUAGGUUCAUUCAUAAUUCUAAAUUGUCACUAGGGAGCAUUGAUGGUUGUUUAUCUAAUUUGUCUCUAUGGCUAUGUUCACACUACACGUCUUAUUGCUCAGCUCCGAUUUUUUGCUCAAAUCAGAUAUUUUUGCAUGGACGUUCACAUUAUAUUUUCGAUGUGACUUCCAUCAGACUCCAGAUGACAUGACAUUACAUUCAGCUUGCUGUUUCCAGAGGUAAAUAUGGAUGCUACAUGUUAGCAUGCAGAUUCUAAAGUUGUUUAAUCAGAGUCCAGUUAAAUAAUUAUCUGACAUUCUUGUUUAGUUCGCUGUUUACAUUUUAACCUGCCUCUGUAUGGCUGCUCCGGUGCAGCAUGUAUUCAUAGAACAGAAGCAUUGUGCUGAAAAUAACUUUAGUAUCGAUAAGGUCCAAGACCAACAUUAGUAUCACAUGUUUCUGUGAAUUGUCAGUCUUCCAGGAUAUGGAAAAUUAAAAUAAAGCAAUGAAGCAACUGGACGUCUGUUCAGGGUGCCAUGAAAAAUGGUUGAUUAA
Molecule: messenger RNA, 1853 nt
Organism: Austrofundulus limnaeus
Lineage: Eukaryota; Metazoa; Chordata; Actinopteri; Cyprinodontiformes; Rivulidae
Gene: ttc9
Product: tetratricopeptide repeat domain 9
Exons: 3
Coding region: 251-958 (235 amino acids)
Biological process (GO): protein folding; negative regulation of apoptotic process
Cellular component (GO): endomembrane system; cytosol; mitochondrial envelope
Molecular function (GO): protein binding; protein folding chaperone
Source: RefSeq, a predicted model, not a curated record